AUGGACAGCAAUUCCGCCCCGGCCGCGAUUCCCGCUCUCCUGGCGAGUCGCGACGAAGUGCUUGCGAGCGUGGCUCCCGCUGUGGGGAGGCGCGCUGCUGACGUGUGGCAGGGCGGGAAACUGUCCGACGUGUCGUUUCGCGAGGAAGGAUGGACCACGGGCGAGGCGAAAUGCUUAGGGUCGAAUCCAGGAGAAGCCUACACCCACGUUGUGGCGCUUCUCCUUCACGUGGCCCAACAUGCACUGCUAAAUGCUACCCCUCCGCCCGCCCUUCCCCCGCUUCCCCCUGUCGUCCCCCACCUCGUGCGCCAUGGCAGGUCAGCCAACGGAGUGUGUAAGCACGUGGUGGCGCUUCUGCUGGAGCGCUCAACUCAGCUGUCCUCCAUGCCACCCGUUUCAAGCACAAGGGUGCCAGCCAGCACAGCAGCCACGUCACUUCACGCUGCUGACACGUCAGCUCCUGCUGCUGACAUGUCAGCCCCUGGACGUGACACAUCAGCAAGUGCUCCUGUUAGCCCUCCCAGGCCUGUGGUUAGAGGUGCAACAAGGAAGAGGGGGAGGGUAUUACCUGCUUGGAUGCUGGUGGUAAAGGAUGGGGGGAAGGGGGAUGCGGGGGAGGAGAAGGGGGCGAAGGGGGACGAGGGGAAGGGGAAGGUUGAGAAGAAGGUUCGGGGAAAGAGGGAGAAAGGGAGUUUAGAUGGAGGGAAGAAAGCUGGGACGAAGAGAGGGGGUGAUGGGAAGAGAGCAGGGGGUGUGAAACGAGUUAGGAGGGUGAGGAGGAGAACGAUGGGGUUUAAGUUGGGGGAUGAAUUCAGUGAGGAGGAAGAGGAGGAGGAGGAGGUGGAGGGGGUGACAGAGGAGGAGGAAGAGGGGGAGGGUGGAGAGGAGGUGGAAAGGGAAGGGGAGGAGGGAGAGGCAGAGGAAGGUGGGGAAAGAAACAUGGGAGAUGGAAGGGAUUUGAUGGAUGGGGAGGAGGUGAGGAGAGGGGGAGAGGAGAGAGGGGGAAGAAAAGGAAGAGGCUGCGGGAGGGGGAACGAAGGAAGGGAGGAGGAUGCAGGGGUCAAAAUGGGGGCCAAGGGGGGUCGCAAGGUGGGGAAGGGCAGGAGCAGGAAAGGACAUGUAAGCGCAGGCUGUGAGGAGGUGGAGGAGGGGAAGGAAGAGGAGGAAAGGGGGGGUGGUGAUGUUUAUGGGGAGCGUUAUGAGCAUGGCCAUGACGUUGCUGACGUGGCAGCGGAUGCUGCUGACGUGGAUUUCACAGAUGAUGAUCUGUUGAUGCUAGCAGCACAGGAUGAACAACAGCCAAGCCACACGCCAAGCCAGGAGCCCAAGCAGCAGCCAAGCCAGCAGCAGCCAAGCCAGCAGCCAAGCCAGCAGGCAUUUUCAAGUCAGCACGACAGUGUGUUUUCCAGCAGACGAUGGAAGGCAGCAGGUGAAGAGGCAGAGCAUGGGCCCAGCCAUACCAUCAACAGCAGUGGCGUGAGCAGCAGGCAGGCUGCUGUGGGAAUAAUGGACUUCUUUGCCGGCCUCAAGGCGAGCCAGCAGAGCCAUAGACGCGUGGGCGAUGGUGCUGCUGAAUGA
Messenger RNA from Closterium sp. Yama58-4, 1578 nucleotides. The record is from the annotation of a GenBank genome assembly. Lineage: Eukaryota; Viridiplantae; Streptophyta; Zygnematophyceae; Desmidiales; Closteriaceae.